This is a messenger RNA of Ornithodoros turicata, 15148 nucleotides long. It is a transcript of the gene Shal, whose product is annotated as potassium voltage-gated channel protein Shal-like. Gene Ontology annotation, cellular component: membrane; voltage-gated potassium channel complex. Lineage: Eukaryota; Metazoa; Arthropoda; Arachnida; Ixodida; Argasidae. The transcript has 5 exons. Gene Ontology annotation, biological process: potassium ion transmembrane transport; protein homooligomerization. Gene Ontology annotation, molecular function: A-type (transient outward) potassium channel activity; protein binding. The coding region runs from base 111 to 2126 and encodes 671 amino acids. The record is from RefSeq and is a predicted model, not a curated record.
CGGGCCAAGAUGGAGGCUGCGGUGGCCGUCUGUGGAGACCGCCUUUAGGGCAUCGAAUGCGGUACGACGGCUACGUACGUCGGCGUCGGCGUCGGCGUCGCUGAGCGAGGAUGGCAUCGGUGGCAGCCUGGCUCCCGUUCGCGCGGGCGGCCGCCAUCGGCUGGGUGCCGAUCGCCAACAACCCGCUGCCGGCGCCGCCAGUCAGCAAAGAGAGACGGAGACGCGAGGACGAAAAGUUCACCAUCAAUGUGAGCGGACGGCGAUUCGAGACGUGGAGGAACACUGUGGAGAAGUUCCCGGACACCCUGCUGGGCUCCAACGAACGCGAGUUCUUCUACGACGAAGAGACGCGCGAGUAUUUCUUCGAUCGGGAUCCGGACAUCUUCCGGCAUAUCCUCAACUACUACCGCACGGGAAAACUGCACUACCCGAAACACGAGUGCCUCAUGGCUUACGACGAGGAGCUGGCCUUCUUCGGCAUCGUACCGGACGUCAUCGGCGACUGCUGCUACGAGGACUACAGGGACAGAAAGCGAGAGAACGCAGAGCGAAUGCUAGACGACAAGGUGUCCGAGGGCACCGAAGCCGCCGUGCUGGCCGGCUCCACUAUCCGGCAACGGAUGUGGCGCGCCUUCGAGAACCCCCACACGGGCACGGCGGCCCUCGUCUUCUACUACGUAACGGGCUUCUUCAUUGCCGUCUCUGUCAUGGCGAACGUCGUGGAGACUAUCCCAUGCGGACACGACAACCGCGUCCGAGAGACACGCUCCUGUGGUGAGAGCUACAAGGUAGCCUUCUUCUGUCUGGACACUGCUUGUGUCAUGAUAUUCACUGCUGAGUACUUGCUGCGCCUGUACGCUGCCCCAAACAGAUGCAAGUUCAUGCGUAGCGUCAUGAGUAUAAUCGACGUGGUGGCCAUCAUGCCAUAUUACAUCGGACUGGGCAUCAAGGACAACGACGACGUAUCCGGAGCGUUUGUUACGCUACGGGUCUUCCGAGUGUUUCGCAUCUUCAAGUUCUCGCGCCACUCGCAAGGUCUGCGCAUCCUGGGCUACACGCUCAAGAGUUGCGCCUCCGAGCUGGGCUUCCUAGUUUUUUCGCUCGCCAUGGCCAUCAUCAUCUUUGCCACCGUCAUGUUCUACGCCGAGAAGAACGUGAGCGACACCACCUUCACCAGUAUCCCAGCUGCCUUCUGGUACACCAUUGUCACCAUGACCACCUUAGGAUACGGGGACAUGGUACCUGACACCAUCACCGGCAAAAUUGUGGGCGGUGUUUGCUCCCUAAGUGGAGUGCUUGUGAUCGCCCUUCCUGUACCUGUCAUUGUCUCCAACUUCUCCAGGAUAUACCAUCAAAGUCAGCGGGCUGACAAGAGAAAAGCUCAGAAGAAAGCACGAAUGGCGAGAAUCCGCAUCGCAAAGGCGACAAGCGGGGCAGCCUUCGUGAGCAAGAAGAAAGCCGUCGAAGCCAAACUGGCUGCUCAAGAGAGCGGCCAAGACGUCGACGACGGACCGGAGGAUAUCUUCGAGCUCCAACAUCAUCAUUUGCUCCGAUGCCUGGAGAAGACCACGGACCGAGAGUUCGUGGAGCUGGAGGUGCCGUACAACGGGCAACCUAACCGACCGUCGUCUACACCUCCGUUGUCCCCGGCUCCUUCGGUGGGCUCAGAAGACAAGUCCCUUCUACAAUCCUGCUGUGGACGUAGAUGUUCCAAGAAAAAGUACCAGCAACAAGGCAGCGCUCACUCAGACCAAGACGAGGAACUGAACGACAUCCAAGUGCGGCUACCAAACCGGACGCCUCCUCUAGAACCACAGCCGCACCACCCUCCGCCGGGGCCAUCACCGCCUCAGCACCACAUCGUCACCAUGACGCGCUCCAGUCUCAACAAUCCCGCACCGUUGGUGACGACAAUGACGUCAUCAAUCCCCGGUGGUGCAUCGAUGGCCGUUACCACGGCUGUGGUUAACUUUCCCGCGCCCAGCAUUGGCCAAUCGUCCGAUGGGGCCGCUGAGUCUGGCGGAACCGCUGCCGGUGGGUGCUGUCCGUCGUCGACGACAUCCACAACGGCAUCGGCAGCAGUAGGCGGGUCUGCUGUGGGAGGGGUUCGCAUUUCGACUCUGUGAUGAUGAAAGGUUACCCUAGAAAUGCUUUUUUCAAUUUGAUAAGGAAAUACCGCCCAACAAGGUCUCGUCACCUGCCGCGAGAUGUCGCUCUCUUCCUUUGAGAAGGAAUGUCGUCUAAUGACCUUAGCUCAACACACAAAUGUUUCCCUACGACGUACAAAGCAACGCUACGCGAUCGUUACACACAAUGUUGUUUCGUAGCCUCGUUUAUUCUCGCCUCCAACGCUCUUACGCGAGAACUGCAAUUUCUUGGUGAUAUUUCCAGAGUUCGGUGCAGCCCACUCAGCGGGAUCACGACGUGAGGGCUAGUUUGCUUGCCUUUAAACGAUGAAACGCGAAAUUGCCAGACACCGGCCACGGUUUCCCAAGCUUGCGUGUUGUACGAUUUAGCCCAAUGUACAAUAGAUAGUCAUACUGACGCUUGGCGUACUUAAUGUCAUCAGUUGUUCUGAGGCAUAGCUAACUCGGUGAUUCACUCGCUGAUUCGCUGUGAUAACUGGAUUGUAGCUAGUCGUUUAGGUGAAACAGUAUACACUGCAGCAGGCAAAAAAGAACACACACUUACGAAGGAGAUACAAUACAGAUGCGCUAACAUUUCAACAGUAGGUUGAUAGGGCCUCACGUGACUCGGAUAACUAACCGUGGUGAACCGUGGCCGCGUGAAGCCUUUCGUGCACGAUAUCAGCUUCGUCUCGAGUACAAUCUUUAGACGCAGAAGGAAAACGGUACAUCUCACAGAAGUAGCCACAUCACUCAAGAUGGGAGGCCAGCCGUUUCUGCGAGUGCCUGCAUGCCCUGUCUGAUCCCACUGAGUUUUAGGGCUAGCGUCGGACCGUCAGGCUUUCCGUCUAUUGUAUAUGUCUGUUACUCAGGCCAUUUAUUCAAAUAUUCGCUCCUUCUAUUUGUCGUUCACACAAGCUGCGAACACUUUUCGCACAUUUAUUUCGCGUGACACCAAAAACAGGCGUUUGCAUGGAAGUGUAUCGCUUGAGAACGAACCGACCACCACCAAACUCGCAAUGCGGAGAAAAGGUAACCCGCACGCCCGGAGCUGGUGGCGCCAUCUGUCGCAUAGUCAGUGAAGCAGAGAGCCCUUUGCAGCGCUUCGCAUUUUACUAGACUCGUUUUGCAAACCGUUUACAAUACUUUACUCGCAGUGUAUACUUUUUACCAAAAUCGGCAGUUGACACACGAGCUGCACCCAUCCCCAGUUGUAACGUGAUGUGAGGGCCAUCCAAUACUAUCGUUCAGGUUUCAGCUUAAACCGAUGAUUUAUUUAUAGGCUGGAUGGUGCAUUCUUCGCUUCUUCUUCAGGCAGAUCUCUGAGAUAACUGGAAGUAGUGUGCUACGUCCCCGUACGUGCCCCGUCCACGCCCCGCCCCGUACACGUCUCGGGUGCAGUCCAUGUACGCAGACAGAUAGACGUUGGAACACGACACGUCAUAGAGUAGUACGGGUGACCGUUUGGUGGAAAGUAAGAGUCUCCAGGAAAGGAAUCCUGUGGCAUUGCCUUCAGGGGCGGAUCUAAGAUUUUUCCGAAGGGGGAGGGGGAUCCGCUAUGGACAAGUGCCAGGUGCAUGCUGGGAUUGGUCUAUUGAACCCUAUGUUUAAGUCUGGAAUUGAGGGGGGGUCCGGACCCCUGGAACCCCCGCCCCUAGAUCCGCGCCUGAUUGCCUUGUAGUUUGCAGUGUAAAGUGUAGAGAAUUCUUUGCGCACCAUGAUAGCCAUUGUCGAGGAGCAUUUCCGAAAAAUAAUAGAAAAUAACGGGGGACGCAGGUUAGAGAAGGAGAAGAAGGCGCCAUCGUGCUUUCUGUCAAUUACCGAGUGCCGAGACACGACAACAUCCUGGGCAGGCUACUCGACGGGCUGUCGGCAGUUUUUGUGCUGGUAGGUAGAUGUGCCAUCCAGCAUUACAAACAUCGUAAACGGUGAUUUCGAAUGAGCUCUUAGGUUUAACAGGCAGCGCAGUUUGGCCGUACUGCACACAGCAACUGCGCAGCAACUGGUGCGGGCGCUGUUACGUCCCACAACAUCUCCUACACCUGACUCUUCUCUGUCAGACAUUUUUCUGUGGUAACAUUGUCCAGGUUGCGAGAAUAGCUGGGUUAUUGUGUUGGAGGAAAAUUUAAUAUAACGUGGUAAUGCAUACAAGGUUAUUAUUAGUAUUAUUAUUUUAUUUAUUUGUUUACUUUUCCGCGCAGAACUGCUCUCCAUGAAGCUUACUUUCUGUCGUGCCAUCUCGAAUUCGUUCUCAAACGAUACACACUUGACUUUUGAUACACAACAAUCGUCAAAAUACAGCGGAAAUUUCGCCCUCCCGAAACUACAAAAAAAUACUGUCCAGGCAAAGAAUGUUCCCCUGUCGCCACUCUUUCCAAUCGCUCAGAAGCACAAAAGAAUGUUCUGUCUCUCACUCUAGCUCUAACGAAUCUCUUGCUCUCUGUCGCUAUACGACCUUCUACGAAAGUGCGUGUGUGUGCGUGUGCGCUUGUGCAUCACCAGCUACACCACCCACGUGCUUUUCUGAUGAAGUAGAAGAAAAAGAAGCUUCGUUUUUGUGACGAACCUGACAAGCAGUCGCCGUUUCGUCGUCCAGCCACAAGUUUAAAAACAAGAAAUGUCGCCGAAGAAAAACUGACAAUGCAAAAAAAAAAAAAAAAUGCCACUCCUCCACAAGACUGUUGUUGUUUCGCUGUGCAGGACUUGAGAGAUAUCGAGUUUUACGAAACAAAAAACUAUUGAAGAAGAAAAAAUAUCUCCGUGCAACAAGGAAGUUUAAACAAAAUGACACUUCUUUUUUUGGUUACGCAUUGUUCUUCUUGACUCUCUCAAACUCUAUCUCUCUAUGUAUGUCUACUUGAUGUUUUAUUGUUGUUGUUAUCGUUAUGAUUUUUCUUCAUCUCAUGAUGACUGUUUGCCACUGUCGUUGUUUACGAUAGACAUUUUCUCUAGCGAUGUUGUUCUUAACAUCGGGAUGAAUUUUCUGGUUUUGUUUUGCUUUUACUAGGAUGACUGGUGUCCUGAUAUAGCCUAUUGCAAUUUGCGACUAGAAGUUAAGUGAUGAUGGAUGUAUUGGGACAUCGUUCCGCGGUCAGGAGUAAAAUUGCAUGAAGCGCGGCCGUGUGCACGCAGACAUAAUCACUAAUCGAGGCGUGUGAAAAAUAGCGUCCAGCUUGAGGGCGUUAUGGAGGGGGCUGUAGUCUGCUGCUAAAGAGUCAUUGUCAGGUGCGAAAGUAUAGUUUAUUCUACUGUGCCUGUUGUACAAAGCGAGGGCGUAGAUUUUUUUACAUGUGAAACCGUAUGGAAAUCCACUAAUCCGCUUGGGCUGAGUGCCCGGAUGUUCUCUGAAGACAGGCGACGACUGUAGGUUUUUUUAGGUAGGUCGAUGAAGGUUUUCCUUCAAGAAACAAAACAUAAAUAAUGCGUCCCGUAAAGUGCAGAUAAAUAUCCCGUUCAUUGCGAUGCUUCUUAACACCGUUGUUAAAAAUCAGCGCGAAUUUCCAUCCAUAUAGCAUGCAGCGAUUAUUCGUGGCUGUGUAGCUCGCAUUUCUAGUGGUUGCUGUCAGCUCUCUCGUAAAUUACGUUUAUCACUCACUAUUUACUUGUGCGAAAUGUUAACGUUACUUUCUAAGUUGCUCAAUUUAUGAACAAUAUAUACGGUGCUUUAGUAUGGAAGCAGAAUAAGACAAGCUGUAUACAGCAACCUUACUAAUUUAAAAAUAGCUUCGAACUUGUUUUCGGAACGUUUAAAUCUUUGUCGCGAAUAAUUUUGCUCACUAGAGGCGCAGUACAAGUACCGUACACUUGCUGUGGUGUUUGCAGUGCAUGGAGCCCGUUAUCACGUCAGACGGUAAGUAAAGACUAAGUCCAGCAUCAAAACGAUGUCCCACUACAUCCACCCAGAAUUCUUUCUACUGUUCCAAGGUGUUGAAAUAUGGGGUGAUCUCGCACCUCCACUGUUACAGAGAGUCACACACACAGCGUAUUGUAUAGCAUCAGCACAGCCCCCGAACUGUGCAAUGGGCAGAGAGUUAUGCCAAGUGUUUCUGUAGUUGACAUCUUUUUUUUUAAAGAAAUUUGAGGACGAAAAUUUUUAGCGUCGGUGCUGGCACUUGCUGGUAGCUUCUAGCUGGUGUCCUUUACCCGCGUCCUCCACACGUUAAACCCUUCUGUAAAAAAGAAUGCAAAGCAUGAGAGAGCGUAGUUAACAUGCUAAGAAAAAAAAUUCAUUCAGGUUGAGUGUACGCUGCGCUAACGUGCUGGUCGUUACAAACACACAUACACACACAGAAAAAAAAAGUAUGACACACUUGAACGCUUGAAUGUCAAUGGGGAUAUGUUCUACCUCUUACAGCGUCUUCGACAUUUUGUUCGCACAUCGUCCUAGUGUGUACUUGUUGCAAAAUUAGUUCACAGACACGAGCCGUCGGUAAUUGAGGCUUUAGCUUGUGAAUAUUCUAGAAUAGCGUUUAGUGGAAGAAGUACAGAAUGCAAUACUACAAGAAGAAGCAACGAUUUUUGUUUUGUAACAGGUAGAAAACGCGCUUUUAUUGCUGUAUUUUUUUAUUAUUUGCAACAAAGUUGACGGUUCCGACAGUAAAUCAUAAUCCGGAGAAUAUUGAAGGGCGGUGUUUUAAAGGUACGGUAGAGCAGCGGACAGGUACAGUUUAUGUUGACGGCCUUGAUUAACAGCUUUGUUGCUUGUAAACCCGGCGCAACAAGGUACAAAUGUGACAGAGAAGGCUUAAUAUUUUUAAUUUGCUAGCAAGUAAAAGAGCUCAGGGCCCGUGUCUGGUGGCAAAGAAUCCUCAAUUCGUCCAGCAACGAUAAUCCAUGUUGCCAACUGAUUUACUGCCCCCACGGAGUAGAAAGAAGGAGACUGAACUCGACGAGAAACAUCGCCUCUAAUUGGCCGUACAAUUUCCGACCGCCCCGCGGCCCACACACUCUUAAAAAUGAACUUCACCACAUAGCACGCUCCUAGCCAACCAUCGUCCCGAAUGACAACGUUUUCAACAAAUCAGGGGCGAGAACGUUGUCAUUCGGGAUGAUGGUUGGCUAAGAGCGCGCUAUGUGGUGAAGUUCGGCAACUCUGCAGUGACAGCCCUAAAUCUUAAAUCUCGGCCGUCAUCUUUCCUUCAUCUGUUAUCACACCAUAUCAUCUCAUCCUGGCUACAGUCGUGACGCAGCCCACAUACGUGAGGCCAACAACCGCAAGCCGGUUUGUCACCACAACAACCACCACCGCCACCACAUCAUCAUUUCUAAGAGUGCAGGUGCUCUGGGAGGCUGGAUUCCGAAACUAGAAACUUUGACGGAGUGAUAUUAACAAUCUCGUAGUGCUUGAUUGUUGCACACACAAAAAAUUUUAAAGUGUAAGCUAAACGGUACUUGAGCGCACAAGGAAGAACACGCGUGAGUUGCUUUUUUUUAAAUAUUUUUUUAUCGUCGCUAUUGACGGUUUUUAGCUCGAGCUGUCAAAUUCCUUCAAAGUUUCGCAGUAUCGCGCUAUGUUCUCACGAUCUGACAUAUAAAGUUCGCGUGAUUUCACUAAUUCCUGAGUAUUACUGGUACGAGCUACGAAACACUGCAUCGUCAUUUUGAUAGAUAGCUAAGUUUUUCACGAAUUACUCACGUAAGGCAUUCUCCAACGCUUGACAAAUUCAAACGCCGCGCAUACGCAGUUUUGGCGUCAUGAAACCUACGAAACCUUUGGCUACGGCGUCACAUAUCUAGUGUUGUCGUUAAAUCUAACAAUAUAUACACUCAGAACAACCAAAAUAAAGCUGAUGAAGGUUAACACUCCUGAGAAUUUAUAGCCUUAAUUGAUAUCCAACAAGCGAAACACGCAGCGGUUGGAGAACGCUCCAUUAGGAAUUUGUCAGACAUAAUUACUGUACAGACUCAUACCUACGCAUUAUAUUAACAUCACUGUCGAAUCUAGACAAGAUUGUGAGUUUUAGAGUCUAGACGAUUUUUUUUUUUUGAUAAGAACAAACGUUUCUUCUACUUCAGGUGCAAACUGACAUACCCGGACACUUCAAAUGCAAAAAAUCACUCAAUUCUUGCUUAAACACAGUUUAGUUGCACGCAGACAAACAGUAACUACUUUGCGUUCGAUCAAUAAACCAAAAUAUCGCCAAAUUCUCGGUGUCUUGCCACAUUCAAGCUUCGAAUUACCAGCACAACACACAGAUACACAUUGUCAACAAACAUAGGUUGAUUUGACAGCGCUGCAGUAAAAUGUGUCCUCCGUUGGCUAAAGCAAUAUCGAGAAGGAAAUGCGGAAAAAAUAAAUGAGGUAGACUUGAGUGUACAACACGUGGAUCUGAAAUGUCAAAUCUUUUUUAUGUACCAUUGUUUUGAUGAAAACGUUCGCCAAAUAAUGCACGCACUUCCAAGGCAAAAGGUUUCUUUGGGAUAUGACCUCCCAGUGCACGCAAGCGCCGCGCCGCGGCCGGAAAUUAUGCGGCGAAUUAUAGGCCACCGCGUUUCGCUUGGAAAGAGGCGGAGAUUGGACUCCUCCUUUCUACUCCGUGGCUGCUCCUGAUGGCUACGUAGCCGACACGUAGCCAACGUUUGUUUUAGAUCCAUUGUUGUCCGCAUGCAGCGUAGUGAAGUCCGCGCCCGGUGAAUCUUCUGAGAUUGCACUGCUGCUUUUCUUUAAUCCAGUGUUAGCGCCGCGAAGCAACUGUGGCUAUAAGCGGCGACUUCUACUGCUUUACAGUACCUUUAAAGACAGGGAACAACGUGCACACGUUGACAUUAGAGUAAAUGUGAAUUCGAAAGUCAAAAACCGAUGGAAGCUGUAAGAAGGCCGAACGCACAUUUUUUUUUUUUUAGUUACCAAGUAUAUUUUUAUGUCUUCAACUACUAAUUGGUUAUCUAUUCGAGUUAUUGAUGUCCAUACUAUUUUGCUUUCAUACGUGUGUUAAGGAUGUGCUUACCACUCGUGGCAGUUCGCGUACGCCGCAAUCGAAGUUACCAUUUUUUGUUGAAAGAAUCGCGAUAAGUAGACGUUAACUUUUCGGACAUAAGACACACAGCAAACAUGUCACGUUUCCUCCGUGGAAACUUGUAUAAAUUACCAGUCCUGUAAAUACGGUUGAGGCACCAAAAACAAACGUGCAUAGGCAGUCUCAUGAUAUGGUUGUGCGUUUACAACGAAUCUUUCUAGAAGCAGUGUAAUGAUUCCAUUUCAAACUAGACGGCGGAUGAAUGACGAAAGCAUUAACGAUCUGGACCGUUCAAACGACUUAGCAUCCCCGAGGAUGAAGUCAGACGUGCUGUACUUACCAAAAUUUUCGAAAUGCACUAGUCAGUAGGAAUAAUUAAAAUGAGUGAGAUUGAUGUUGUGAAAUCUUCUACUGAGAACUCUUCUUGGUCAAUUCAUUUUUACAGACGUAGGAAUAGCAGAAAUUGUUAGAAAAAAAAAGUGUUAGGAGGCUGCAAGAUGCUGGAAUUCAUAAAAACAAAACACAACUAGAUUUGACAGGCUGAAAUUUUGUUCUUCAGUCAUUAUUCUCUCUCUCUCUCUCUUUCCUGUUUUGAUUCCGUUCCUCUUUUGUUAGUGUGCUAGACGUGCAACAAAGGGACUUAUGAGUACUUAUUGACACAGGCAGUACUUUCUCAAGGGAUGCUAUCGAACUUAUAUGUAGCGGGUAUCAUUUACGAGCUUGUAACAUAUCGCAGUUACGUUAAGUGCGAAGUCAGUCAUAUCAUCAAAAACUGGAUGACCGAGAUAUCAUUACGCAUCAGCCGUAGAAUGUUUUUUUUUUUGUGUUGUGCUUUGGGUUCGCCACCGCAUGAUAAGGCUCUACACAUACAAAAGAACUGAAGGGAUAAAAGGGGAACAGAUAAAGAAGUGCAAGCAGUAGUCGAGGGGAACAAUAUUGCACAGCACAUCAAAUCCAUUAAAAACAGUGAGUGUCGUAGCGGUUGGUAGUGUAUUAUAGGUGGAUUAAACGUCGUCAAGAUAAGAACACACAAAGAAAAACAUGGGAUGUAGUUGCUAACGCGUUUCAGAAACCAUUAUAUGUUUUGACGUUAGUAACUUGGUGGAACGGCUAUUGACAGUGAUAAUGGAAUGGUUGUGAAGUUGUUCGUCUCUUCCCUCUUUUUUCUCUCUCUCUCUCUUCUAUCAUUCAAAGCAACCCCCUUAUCUCUCAUGUAAACUACAAACGGCCCCGCUGAAAAUAAUCGAGAUCACGCACGUGCGAUAUCUUUGUUUAGUUUUUUGUUUUGUUUUGUUUUUUAUUCGUUCGCCAAGAAACAUUGAAUGUGCAUUGGACACUGUGAGAAAUCAGUAAGGAAAAAAAAAGUAGGACACAGGAACAGGAUACACACACAUACACGAAAUGGCACACUUCUUGAUUUGUCCCCAUUCGUUUUCAUUGAACCCGCCGAGAAAAGAGACCCAGUGACUGGUACAUGAUCAAAGUUGCACAGUGAACUGGUAGUGUAAUAAGAAAUUUGUGACUUUUCAGCACUGAUUUACCUUCAUUGCAGCAAAGCAGGCUGUGCUUCGUUACAUUUCUAGUUCUGUGCUCCUUCGAGGUGCUACCGGUAUGUGAGACUCGAUUAGUUACGCUGGCAUUUUCUCAGUUUCAUUUGAGUAUAUACAGUGUCCAUGUAGAGUCUCAACACACCAUAUAGUUAUGUGUCCUAUAGGUCCCACCCCAAAGAUGCUUGUGAUAUGUUCUUUUUUUAUUUAUAUAGACAUAAGUGAUCCCGGCGAUUGGUGAGUUCUAAGAUGUUUAGACACUCAUCUGUCUGUGUACAUGUGUAAAAUAACAGCUGUGGGUCUUCACCGUGUACUACGUUUGAAAGGAGGCGGAGGCAAAAAGCGUUGCCUUAAGGGUACCUUGAAGCAGCAGACAGGUAGUCUACGUUCACGGCGUAGAUUUACAGCUUGAAAACCCCCACAACAGCCCCCACAACAGGUUAUACAACAACAACUUUAUUUCAUGAUGAUGAUGAUGAUUGGGGAGUUUCAUAACAAGUUAUACACGUGGAGACAACACUUCAUACUUUUAAUUUGCUAACAAAAUUGCCGUAAAACGGCUCGGUGCGACGCAAUGCCCCGAGGAAUAUACGGUUGGAAAUAAUGCCCCGUUCGUCUAGCAACAGUGAUUCGUGUUCCCGACUGAUUUGCUGCUUCUGAGGGCUACGUAGCCGACAUGCAGCCAGCUCGUUUCGUUUUAGACCCAGUGUUGUCCGCAUGCAGUAGUUUCGCAGCCGUACUUGACGAGCAAUGCCACUCGCCACUGCCAAUGGUGACCGCUUCGACACAAUGUUGCCCGCAAUUUUCAAUUUUAAGUAUCUAGAAAACGAUCGGUGCAAUAUUGUGACGAAAUUUGUGACGUACGAGUACGACUGCUCAGGCUAUCGAAUUGAUAAAAGCUUUUUAGAUUGAACCUCUACUGCUUCACCGUACCUUUAAUUUUACGGAGAAUGUUCGAUGAAACAAAAAAAGCAAAAGGUGUACGUUUUCCAUUUUAGGGAUAUGCAAUGAACGGUGCUGCACGCGUGGGCGAGGCAAGAAAGAGAAGGUGGUGUCAAGAGUGUGAACUUCUUUUGCUCAAUCCGCCAUUUCUAGCCACACCAUUUUUUCUCGUCUCAAUGUAUGCAACUGUGUGUAGCGUAAAUGUGUGGCACGGCAAGUGUGGAGAGGGAAAUUACAUAAUCGUACUGGUUGGUCGUUGACGCAUGCGUCACCAAAUGCUGGUCUUCAUGUUGUUGUUUUUCUUCUCGGACAUUUAGUUGUUUUCGUCAGCCGAACAAAAAGAAAUUGGGCAUUGGGGCAUGAUUGAUUGACUGAAAGAAAAGGACACGAGGGCAUAAAUGGUAAUUUCCCGUCGUCUGCUCCGUAAUGUUGAGGCGCAAGCCGCUUUUCGUGUUUCUAACGUCGGUUUCAAUUCUUGAUAAGAGAUGGAGUGACGUGGUUCUAUGAAAUAAGCUCUGAUGGCAAUAAAGAAUCAGCUUUUGAAAUAGAUGUUCUUAAGCCUAACGUGGCGGCGUUUUCGAAGCAGACGACGGUAAAUGAGAUAGAACAAACGAAACUUGUCUAGCUGCGGCAGGAAAAGAAAAUGUCGACAUCGAGUACGGGGACGUACUGGGUUUGUGCUCAGAGAUUUAUCGUUUUCUAUUUCGAAAAAAAAAAAAAAAGAUUGGCCGCUACUUAAUUGUCCAUGUCUACGUGUGCGUCCGUGUGUUUAGCACAUAGGCUUUGAGCAACUCAGCAGGUCUUGUCAGAAACAUCAUAAUGGCGUUUGUGACGCAAAAAUAUAAAUUUAUGAGAUUACAAAAAAUCAGAAAUUUCCCACAAAAUCAUAAAACGCCAAAGAAGCGUCCGUAGUAUCCUAGCUAACUGGAAUCCGCGCAAAAAUUGAGCUUCAAAGCACCCUUUCUCCGUGCUACAAACACGCCGCUUCAAAAUUUCUGCAAUAAAAGCCCGAAUUCUUACAUAAGAAUCUGUGCUUAUGGUGCGACUUACGACUCAGAUUUGAGAAAGGAAAAGUAAAGUCGUAAUUACUGGUUAGUGCGAGCCCUCCUGCCGCACUACACACUACGGAGUUUUAGUACAUCGUACCCUGUCGCCUUUGCGUACGUAAGGGAUAGCGUGGUGGCUCUGCGCAAUGCGCCAAGCUCUGUUAAUGUAUUGCGCGUGCGCAGAACAAACAACACUAUACCUUCCGUACGCAAAGGCGACAGCGUACGAUAUGCUAAAACUCACUAUUUAACACCGCCACAGAAAGGUACAUAAACUUCCACUAGGACGCUCACCACUGGAUGCCCAUGUAUACGCCACUGUGUCAUGACUGUGUUCAACUGAUGGACUGCAUUCCUAGAAAUCUUCGUGUAACAUAAAAGAAACACCAAGAGUGAUUAUUUCUUUUUGCGCAAGCGUCGGUUGAGUAGAGUCUUUUGGUGGCCGAAACUCGUCGAAUACCAGUGUAGAUACUUUGUAGAUGUAAAUACGGCGAACACUUCGCAGAUCCGUUCAAGGAUCUUCGAGAUCGCACUAAGAAAACGCUCCACUUGCGUACCUGUUACAGUUGUGAUUCGAUGUUAGCCUAGUAUCCCCUAGACUUCCUCUGUGCAUGUAGGUUUAUUGCAUCCACGUUGUGUUGUUAGAUAGAUGGGUACCUUCCGUUCACAUUAGCGGUUUUGUAGUUGGCUGUUUACACGCGCGGGAAAGCUGAACCUCUAGAACUUGGUUUGAAUUGAACUCGGAUGAUAAGGACCCGGUGGUUUUUGUCCUUCUCUGUGUUGUGACCGUUGUUGAAUGUGUGGCGCCUAUCGUGAUGUUAAUGGACCGGAUGUUUCUUCACAGAUAUCAUUCCUACUCUCCAUAUUCGGAUAGUCGUAAUGUUUCGAAGUAAUUCCAUUACUGGACAAUAAUCUUUGCGCAUGAGCGAACUCAUUUCGUAACAUUGGAUCCUGGAUUUGAUAUUACGACGAUGAGACUGAAGUUAAAUGUAGCCAGCCAAAAUUAAUAGCGUUUUGCUGCGGGCAACGAUAGAAAAAUCGACUAAAAUAGUUUCCUAUUGAUAGUGGUAAUUACGUGUAAUAUUAAAACAAAACAAGAAGCUUGCCGUUCAGCGCGAAAGAUUAUUUUGUAAACAGAAUUAACUUCUGAAAUGAAAAUCAUUUAAGAGCAUUCAGAAUAAUUACUCGAUAUUUCCUACAAAAGGGCGCGGUGCAGCAUCUACGAACGUCAGCGAAUAAGGGUCAUUCAGAAUUUUGCUUGUUCAUUCACACUCUUAAAAUAGGACUUCGUCACAUAAGAAAUUAUACCGUUGUCACUCAGCAUUUGUGAAACGUCACACGUUCUGCAAACAUCGCGAAUGGCGCGUCUUAGGCAGCGUCACUUGUACAUAUCCAUCUGUAACUGCAUGCUUCAUGCACCAAGCUAGAGACUGCAAUCAAACUUUUACUAUACAUAUAGCAUCACGAACUAUGUAACUAUGUAGAGUGCUCAUUUCGUGCUCUAUCUCUCAACAGUACAACCUUUCUUCGAGUACGUUUCGUGCCGAGGCUUUUCCACCUUGGUCACGUGUCCCUGCCAUGUGAAAAAAAAAAAAAAAAAACUGCGGACGGCGUCCCCUUUUUGAAUACUGGCCUUCUUCACACUUUCGCCAGCAUUUGGUGGCGCAGGGUCACGAGAACCACCUCAUCGAGUAGCGCAUAGCCACUCGGUCCAGGCGUUUAGAUGAAGGAACAACAAUGGCGUCUGACCAGAGAGUGACGCCCUCAAUGUUCGUCUCUCUGGUCUUUUCACAAAAUAGUGGUGGCAAGUGCGUCCGAAGUAACGACAUAUUGGUCAGAAAAGUUGUAGCUGGCCAUUUUGUAACCGGGUUAUGCCUUCGAGCUCGUUAGAGGAAAGAAAUGACGGUACUCUUCCAGUGCAGUGAGUCCACGCCCCGGAGAGCAUGUAUUACUUGCCAAUCGCCGUUUUACUUUUAAGGACCCGUAUUUCUGUUCUUUUUAAAGAGACACUGAAUGUACAAUGUCACUGUAUGUAGUCUUCUAUGUACAUAAAUCAGUCCCGACACAUAUGCAAAGAAAAGGAGACCGAAAAAUGUGUAGGCAUUUUUGCGGAAACCUGUUCUAUAAAUAGAGUUAUCCACUCAUGUAUGUAUAGCACAUUAUGAAAGAAAUGAAUGAUGCUGAGACAAAAGAUAUGUGCUGACAAAUCAAAAUGUGGAGUAACUGACAGCACUGUUCCCUGUUGUUUUAUUUCUUUUUUCUUUUUUUACUUUACCAGACUCGUCAUCUGUUACACACUCAUGUAUGUACAUAAAAUGUUUCUGUUUCAAAGGAAAAAAAGUGUGCUUUGAAAACGAAAUGCGGUACGGAUGAUCACAUCAACUUCCGGUGUUACAUAGUGUGUGCUGCCUGGCAACAAUGUGCUCUAGGAAAAAAAAACAACUGACCUUGUGAGUAGAAUGGUUCGAGCUCUCCUCACGUGACACUUGAAAGCGUGGUUUUACCAAUAAAAAACUGUGUCGUCGAUCUUG